Messenger RNA from Carlito syrichta (Philippine tarsier), 1202 nucleotides. It is a transcript of the gene ECHS1, whose product is annotated as enoyl-CoA hydratase, short chain 1. The record is from RefSeq and is a predicted model, not a curated record. NCBI's taxonomy places the organism in Eukaryota, Metazoa, Chordata, Mammalia, Primates, Tarsiidae. Gene Ontology annotation, molecular function: enoyl-CoA hydratase activity. Gene Ontology annotation, biological process: fatty acid beta-oxidation. The coding region runs from base 44 to 916 and encodes 290 amino acids. The transcript is spliced from 8 exons. Gene Ontology annotation, cellular component: mitochondrion.
GCCCGGGGGCGGGGCGGGGCGGGGCGAGUCGUCCGAGCGCGCCAUGGCCGCCCUGCGCGUCCUGCUGCCCGGCUUCCGCGGCACGCUGCGGCCUCUCGUCUUCUGCCCCGCGCCGCGGCCCCUCGCCUCCGGUGCUAACUUUGAGUACAUCAUCACAGAAAAAAAGGGGAAGAAUAACACUGUGGGACUGAUCCGGCUGAACCGCCCCAAAGCACUCAAUGCGCUUUGCAAUGGCCUGAUUGAGGAGCUCAACCAGGCACUGGAGACCUUCGAGAAGGACCCAGCCGUGGGGGCCAUCGUCCUCACUGGUGGGGACAAGGCGUUCGCAGCUGGAGCCGAUAUCAAAGAAAUGCAGAACCGGACGUUCCAGGACUGUUACUCCAGCAAAUUCUUGAGCCACUGGGACCAACUCACCCGGGUCAAGAAACCCGUCAUUGCUGCUGUCAAUGGCUAUGCCCUUGGUGGGGGCUGUGAGCUCGCCAUGAUGUGUGACAUCAUCUACGCUGGUGAGAAAGCCCAGUUUGCACAGCCGGAAAUCUUACUCGGAACCAUCCCAGGUGCGGGCGGUACCCAGAGACUCACUCGUGCAGUCGGGAAGUCACUGGCGAUGGAGAUGGUCCUCACUGGUGACCGGAUCUCGGCCCAAGAGGCCAAGCAAGCAGGUCUUGUCAGCAAGAUUUUUCCUGUUGAGACUCUGGUUGAAGAAGCCAUCCAGUGUGCAGAAAAGAUUGCCAGCAACUCUAAAAUCAUAGCAGCAAUGGCCAAAGAAUCGGUGAAUGCAGCUUUCGAAAUGACAUUAACGGAAGGAAAUAAGUUGGAGAAGAAACUCUUUUAUUCAACCUUUGCCACCGAUGACCGGAAAGAAGGGAUGACUGCGUUUGUGGAAAAGAGAAAGGCCAACUUCAGAGACCAGUGAGCCCCGGCCGCCUGCCUCAGACCUGCUUCGAGAGCAAGAGUGCAGCCUUCCAGUCUUAAGAGCAAGUCAGUCGUCCCCCUCUGCAGGGCUGUAGAGGUGACAGGCAGCAUGCCUCCCACUGCUGUGUGGCUGCCGUGUGCUCCCAUGGGCCACAGACACCCUCAGCCAGCCGUGUGAGGGCCCGGUGUUCACAUGCUGUCACAGUUGGAAGACCUGGCUGCUCAGGGGCCACUGUCUGCUGCCCAACACCAGUGUCCUGUGAUUAAAGUGACAGCUUUUCAUUCAA